Molecule: messenger RNA, 1350 nt
Organism: Scomber japonicus (chub mackerel)
Lineage: Eukaryota; Metazoa; Chordata; Actinopteri; Scombriformes; Scombridae
Gene: nptx2a
Product: neuronal pentraxin 2a
Exons: 5
Coding region: 1-1350 (449 amino acids)
Source: RefSeq, a predicted model, not a curated record
AUGCUGACUUUAGUAGUUGGACUGUUAUACCUGGUCAGUGGACGCACAGUGCGAACCCAGGAUGCUACAGGUAGCCGCUUCGUGUGUAACGCCAUUCCCCCGGGCGCAGAGCCGGGCUGCGGGUAUGGUCCGUCUGGGAACCGUGUCCAGAGCAGCAGCUCUGUGGAGGACGAGCUGCGGAACACGAUCAUCCAGCUCCGGGAGACCAUCCUGCAGCAGAAGGAGACUAUAGUGAGCCAGCAGGGAACCAUUAAAGAGCUCAACUCCAAACUGGCGCGCUGCGAGGCGGCAGCCGACGAGUCCUCGCAGGGCAAGUCCCGGGGUCAGGGCUCCAGACGGAAGGAGUACGGCAAAAACACAAUGGGGGACCUGCCCCGGGACCCCGGGGAGACUAUAGACCAGCUGGGCAAAACGAUGCAAAGUCUCAAAGGUCGGCUGGAGAACUUGGAGCAGCAGAGUUUGCGUCUCCCUAGCACAAAUGUGUCAGCUGGAACUGUCUCGGCCCUGGCUCCCCUACCACCAGAGCUGCGGGAGCUGCUGCGGCAGCGUCUGGGGGCACUGGAGACCCAGCUCCUCCGGAAGGUGGCCGAGCUGGAGGAGGAAAAGAGCCAGCUCUACAAUGAAACAGCGGCCCACCGCCAACGCACAGAGAGUGCUCUCAAUUCCCUCCUGGAGAGGAUCACCGAGCUUGAGAAAAGUAACAAUGCCUUUAAGUCACCUGAGGAUUUCAAGGUGUCCCUCCCUCUGCGCACUAACUACCUGUAUGGACGCAUCAAGAAGAGCCUCCCAGAAAUGUACGCCUUCACCGUGUGUAUGUGGCUCAAGUCCAGCGCCAGCCCCGGCAUAGGAACCCCGUUCUCAUAUGGUGUGCCAGGACAAGCCAACGAGAUAGUCCUCAUUGAAUGGGGGAACAACCCCAUUGAGCUUCUGGUCAAUGAUAAGGUGGCCCAGCUUCCUCUGUCUGUGAGUGAUGGGCGCUGGCACCACAUCUGCAUCACCUGGACAACCAGAGACGGUUUCUGGGAGGCUUACCAGGAUGGCGAGCGCCUAGGCACUGGGGACAACCUGGCCCCCUGGCACCCAAUUAAACCUGGAGGGGUGAUCAUCCUGGGCCAGGAGCAGGACAUAGUCGGAGGCCGUUUUGAUGCCACCCAGGCCUUUGUGGGAGAGCUGAGCCAGUUCAACAUGUGGGACCGAGUGCUGCGACCAGUGGACAUCAUGGGCCUGGCCAACUGCUCAGCUUACAUGCCCGGCAAUGUGGUUCCAUGGAUUGAUGCAAACGUGGAAGUGUUUGGUGGUGCUAGUAAAGCUGCUCUGGAGAUCUGUGAAGAUCGCGCUUUUGAUUCCUAA